AACAUUCUAUUUAUUUGUAUUAUUUAAUUUUUAAAUAAUAAUUUUCCUUAUUCUUUCACAUUCACAUACAAAAUCGUUACUAUAAUUUAAGGUACUUGGCCUUUUUGAAAUCUCAUGUAAGCAAUAAAGCGCAACCGGAAGGAUCUAUAGCGGAAGGUUACCUUUUGUGGGAGACAAUUGCAUUUUGUUCGAGAUAUUUAGAAAGUGUUGAGACUAUGUUCAAUAGACCUAGAAGGAAUGAGGAUGGUGUAUCAAACAUUGACAACUAUUUGUAUAACUCUGGUGGUCGUGUUGUUGGAAAGAAAGAAAAUGUCUGUUUGGAUGAUAGAAGUUUAAAGCAAGCUCAUUGCUAUGUUUUAAUUCAUUAUGAUGAACUAACCCCGGUGGUCAAUGAGUUCUUAAAAUUAAAGAGGCAAGAGAAUGACAUUGGAGGAAGUCAAGCUUAUGAAUCUAUUGAAAAUCAGUGGAUAAUUGAUGAAUUUGCAGAUUGGUUGCAAAGCCAGGUCCAUAAUUUAGAUGAUAGCACGGUAGAAGGAAAGUUAAGAAAAGCCUUAGCCGGUGGCUUGAGUAACCGCGGGAAAAGGAUGAAAAGUGUUAUUAUCAAUGGUUACAAAUUUGAUAUUGUGGAUGGUGAGCGAUUUCGAAUAACUCAGAAUUCCGGAAUCAUGGUGGAAGCAGAGGGUCACGAAUAUUAUGGAAAACUCAAAGAAAUUUUGGAAUUAGAUUAUUAUGGUUCUUAUAAGGUUGUAUUGUUUCGUUGUGAUUGGGUCGAUAUCCGUAGGGGUAUCAAAACAAAUCCAAAUGGAAGUGUUCAUAUCAAUUUCUCAAAGUUGAUGCACACUGGUCGAUUGUUGCGUGAUGAUCCAUUUGUUUUCUCAUCUCAAGCAAAACAAGUUUUUUUAUAUUGAGGAUGAGAUACAAAAAGGGUGGUGUCAUGUUGUGAAAACUAAGCCUAGGGACUUGUUUGAUAUACCUGAAUAAUUUGUUUACAACUUUUAUAAUUUAUUAUAGAUUUGAGUUCAUAAAUUUGGAUGGGCGUGUAUUUUUAUAUUUCAUUUAGUUAUUCUAAUUCAUCAAAGUUUGCAUUUUGUUAACUUAAUUUCUGUUUUUAUGGUAC
Messenger RNA from Chenopodium quinoa (quinoa), 1117 nucleotides. RefSeq lists its product as uncharacterized. The transcript is spliced from 3 exons. The record is from RefSeq and is a predicted model, not a curated record. Bases 216 to 908 code for a protein of 230 amino acids. NCBI's taxonomy places the organism in Eukaryota, Viridiplantae, Streptophyta, Magnoliopsida, Caryophyllales, Amaranthaceae.